This is a messenger RNA of Thrips palmi, 4103 nucleotides long. RefSeq names its product armadillo repeat-containing protein 5 (gene Rnb). The record is from RefSeq and is a predicted model, not a curated record. Gene Ontology annotation, molecular function: protein binding. Bases 552 to 3389 code for a protein of 945 amino acids. Lineage: Eukaryota; Metazoa; Arthropoda; Insecta; Thysanoptera; Thripidae. The transcript is spliced from 10 exons. Gene Ontology annotation, biological process: anatomical structure morphogenesis. Gene Ontology annotation, cellular component: cytosol.
CUCUCUGUCCGAACAGAACUAGCGCUAGUUUGUCCCUUCUGUUCCCACGUUUAACUUUCGCGCGGCUUGCCUGUGCAGUUUAACCAACAGCCCAAAGCAACUUUCGAAGAUUAAACUUGACUUUUCUUACAAUUCAAACGUUGUUGUGAUAAGAAAAGUCCUACGAAUGACAACACAUCAAACUUUGUCGUAUAAUUUACUACAUUUUUCGAUGAAUUUAGUCCCUUUUCUUGGUCACCAAACGGUGUCAUAUUGGUCAUGUGCCAUUCUUCAUCAAGAAGAAAAGAAGAAGUUCACCGUAAUUUCAGGACGAUUUCUGUCAAAAUUUAAGCAUUUUGCGUUUGGUUUGUGUUCGCUCAUAGAAACUCAAAAGUGAAGUUCUGUGUUCUUAACGUGCUGUGACUUGCAAAUAUGGCACGAUUCACUUCAUUUACGAUCCCUCAAGGUCAAUAUUUACGGUCAAAGUUCGAGUUUUGAGGUUAUGGUCUUCCGAAUAUUUUGUCAGGGUGUCGAAGAUAUUUUGAACGAAUCUUUUGAAUUCGAGAGCAGAAAUGUCAUCUCAAGAAACAUUAAAUUUGCCUCACAUUUUGAAGCAAUUGGAGUCCACUUCUUCUUCAGUGGCAUUUAGGGGACUUCAAGAAAUAAGGUUUAAAGUACUGAAGGCACCCAAUGGUGCCCAGCUGUUCAAGCAGUACAAUGGCCUCAAAUACCUUUUUCGGUUUGUGAGAAAGCCCAAUGAAAAAAUCCUUGAUUUGACUCUGAGUAUAUUAGGCAAUCUAUGUUUAGAAGAUGAUAUCAAAACUAAGGUGGCCGAGGAAAAUGGAUUUAUAGCCCACAUUUUAAAUUUGAUCACACACAUGCAAAAGGAUAGCAUUAUUGGACGAGCUUGUCGUUUACUUGGGAAUCUAGCAACUAACCAAAUUAUAGCUGUCACAUUACAUCAAAAAGGUGCUGUGCCAAAGUUAAUUGAGUCCAUUAAAAGCAAGGAUACCUCACCUGGAACCAAGCACAUGGCUGUCAGAGCUUUAAGAUUAUUGUGGGAAGCAGACUCUAAUAGGAACAAAAUGCUUCAAGAUCAAGUGGUACAUACAGUAGCAAGUCUUUUAAGUACACCAGUUGAUGAACUUCUUCAGGCUGUCUUGAAAGCUUUAGGGAAGUUCACUUACAAGUGUUCAGAAAGAUGUGCUUUGCAGGUGCAGGGAGAUGGCAAAGGUUUUGAGGAACUCAUUGCAAGCUUGAAACAAUGCUCUAAAAGUGAGCUACCUAUUAGUGUUAUCUUAAAUUUAUGCUUUGUGUCAGAAGUAAGGCCAUUACUUGGAACUGCAGGAGUUGUUGAGGCAGUCCUUAGUCUUGCAAGUGACACCAGUGGCCAUAAGUUUUCCUCAGACAUUGUAUCCAUUCUGUCUCUCUUGUGUCGAGAGUCUGUAAACCGCAGUAAAAUACGUAGAAAUGGCGGUUUGGAUGUUCUUUUAGAUACCUUAAAAUGUGGAUCCCAUCCAAAUGUGGAGGCCAGGGCACUGAAUGCAAUGCUUCAUUUUAUUUAUGAUGAAGUGGGGCUUGAGAUUUUAAUCAAGGAGGGUUUAGUCCCAGUUCUUGUUAACAAGUUAGUCAAAGUGGUAGAUAAUCAUGGAUCCACUCAUGUUAAUCAGAACCGGAAAGGGGGGAUCUCUACUCCUUUGACCCCUCACAAGCGCAUGCGCUUUUCUGGUUCAACAGAGGAAACUCCUUUGUAUUCAUAUGACAAUGAUCCUCUUGGACUCAAAACUCGAGAGUUGGCUUCAACAUCCUGUCGGACUGAUACAAAUACUCUCAGUGGCCAUUGGAGCCCUGGAAGUUCUAGAAGUGUUGAAUUUUCACCUGAUACCACAAGAAUGUAUAGCCCUCCUCCACUGAAUAUUAGUUGUAGUCCUACUUCAUCAGCGCUUUCUCCUGCAUCACAAUCCUCUCCUCCAUCUCCGUUGUCAGAUGCCUACUCGCCCGUUUGUGGAUAUAGCAGUAGUGAGGAUGAAAAGCCAGACGACACAGAUGCUGAAGUAACGGUUGAAUGUGAAGUAGACUCUGAUUGUGAAGUAACCAGCCCUCAUCUGAAGGACAAGGAUGAUGUUGAUGAUAUACAGGAUGCAUUGAGUGCUAGCCUACCGUCAAAUGUUACAUCUAGACAUGGCUUGGUGGAAAGCUGGUGCCUACUCCUCCUAUCCAGGGUAUCACAUAUGGACUCCCUUGUUGAAGAUAUGGUGUCAAGUAACACUUUGGACGCACUAUUGCAGUAUUAUACAUUGUUAGAUCCUCCACAUCCUCGAGCAGCAAGGAUUCUCCAACGAAUUGCAAGAAAUCAUCAAUAUCUUGUACCCCUCUUGCGCGCUGGGCUUGUUCUGAAAGUAAAUGCAAGAUUGACAGGGAGAAUCCAUGAUGGCUGUUCCCGUUGUCUUGAGUUUGAUGGAUUGGGUAAAUCGUUGCUAUCCCAAAUCUCUGUCAUAGCAGAAUCUGGAUUUGGUGAAGGGGAAAUAGCACAUAGUCUCAUGCGAGCCACAAGACCUGUUCAAACCUUUCUCAUCAUCAGUAUUCCAUACAUUAUCAGGAAAAGAAAACUGAUGCACCUUAUGAUGAAUUGCAAAGUCAAUGAAAAAAGCGCCCUUGAUUUACUUUUUCAGUUAAUGACAGAUGAAUGUGGAGAUGGACUCUCAUCUGAGGCUGUCAAUAGUAUAAGUCGACUUGCUCGGCAGAUUGGUGCCUUAUCAAUAAAGACGCUUAACCUUUCAAACUCCCAAUUAUGUAAACGGGGUGCAAAUAACUGCUCUAAAAAUAUACUAAAAUUUUCCAGUGAUGAGUUAAGUGCUGAUGUUGUUGUUUUGGAGUUAGAUAAUGGAACUUUUGUUUCAGUUAGAAAAGGAGAAAUGUGUGAAGAAUCUCCUAUGUUUGCAGCUAUGUUAACAGGGAGUUUUUACGAGUCAGGACGAGAGAGAGUAGCUAUUAAAGAUGUGUGCAAAGAGAACCUUUGUUCUGUGUUAUCUCUUAUGCGGGCCCCAGCUUGGUGCAGGUGCUGUUUGAUAGAUCAUGACACUAGUUUUGCAUUUGAAGUUCUUAAACUUGCAGAUCGUUUCAUACUACCUAAGGUAGUGAAUAAAGUAGCUGAUUGGUUAUUAACUCAAUUAGCCCCAGAUGUCAUACCAUUGUUUUACUCACAGGCUCAAAAUUUGAGACAUGUUCUGUCAAUGAGUGAGAAGCUUUCCAAAGAAUCUUUACAAUUCGCCUUGUCUGAAGAUAUAGACCCAAAGAAACGUUACAAAAUAUUUUCUACAAUUUUAAAUUCAGAGCUGAAAGAACAGUUCAUUGAAGACCUAUCAGUUCUUCUCAAAUUUCACUUGGAUCAGCCACACCAACUUCAUUAAAACACAUCUCCAUGUUGUAAUUUUUUAUGAGCUCUUUACUGUUGUGUUCUGAUUUUUUCUUUUUUUUACAAUCUUCUUAUUGAAAGUAUGAUUUACUUUUCUGCCUGUGAUUUCUUUUUUAAGUGUUAUCCUCUGGUGAUGAUAGUUUCGAUUUUCUCUCACACUUUGUUUCUGUGCCUAGCUGUCCUGUCAUAUUGAAAUAUGCAUUUAGCCCAAUGUGCACAUUUUAUCUUGCAGCUGGGAUUUGUGGAACCAAUCAGGUGAAUUUUUGUUUUGGGUCUCAAUCCUUGUAAGUUCUGUCUAGUCAUGUCACUUAAUAGUAAUUGUCUGUUUCUUUGAUACAUCUCAUGUUUGCCCCAUCAACCAGUGAAUUACAGGGUUUUUGUAGAAGUAAAUGAUAAUGUGAUAUGCAGGAAAUUUCUAGCUUGCAACUUGCUUUUCCAGUUCCCUAAUUUCUCAUCUUUGAACUAAAUUGAAAGAUUGCUGUUUUCAGCAGUAGAGGUGAAGCACCUGUGACAUUCGCUGUGAUGUUAGCUAUUGGAUUUAAUUAGAAGUUUGUUUUUCUAACAAGUGGUUUGUCUCCAAUGUUGAAGAGCAAAUUGUGAUAUGUGUGUGAUCUUUUGCAGUGGCAUUAUUUUUUUUUUUUAGAACUUGGUAACAUUUGUACUUUUAUAAUUGAAUAAAAUGUUGCUGUCUACACAAUGAAUUUCUGUA